AAAAUGAGUUCUAUUAGUGAUAAGGAAAGAAAAAUUAUAUUAGAAUUUUGUCACUUAUUGGAGAAAUCCAAAGUAUUAUUUAAUGGUUUAAGAGAACUAACACCUUACGGAAACACGCAAUGGCAAGACCAUUUCGGACGAACAUUUGACAUUUAUGCAAAGUUGUGGAAAUUUCAACAACAGUAUCGUCCGAUUUUGGAUCUAAGAUACGGCUUAAAACGAUGGCAAAUUGGUGAAAUAGCAUCUAAAAUUGGACAACUAUAUUAUCAUUUUUACUUACGAACAAGUGAAAUCGCUUACUUAGUCGAAGCCUUUUCCUUCUACCUAGCCAUUCGUGGAAGGCAAUAUUACAAUCUGGCGAGCAAAGAGGCAAAAUCGGAGCUGAUGGUAAAAAAACUACGUUACUAUGCAAGAUUUAUUGUUGUGGCUAUACUUUUGAGGCAAUCGGAGAUAAUUAAUGAACUUGUAGUAGAACUAGAAAAGCAAAUUGAUGCUUAUGGACAGACAUACGAUCCAAAUGAUCAAGAAGAAUGGCUAAAUGUUUUAGAAGAAGUAAGAACGUUUCUAAACGCGGAUCCAGGUCUAACAAUUUUAGACCCAGAUAAUAAUAACAGAAUUGUUACCUUAAGUGGUCGUCUCAGCCGUCACACGAUUCCAUCAAUUGAACGAAGUCACCAAAUGAAUUUUAAAUUACAAGACGCUAUUAUAAUAGGCAGUGGGACUCAACUUGUAAAAUUCUCAGAGUUAACCAUUGAUAUGUUCCGUAUGCUACAAAAUUUGGAAUGGGAGAUCGAUGCUCCUAUCAUACAUCCACCCGUCGAUUCUCCGCACGCUUCUGGUGAAUCCUCAAGGACUCCCAAACGCUUAGGUGUUUCGUCCGUCGGUGGAAAUGUUAAUCCACAUAAAUAUUUGCUGUUCAAACCAUCCGCAUGUCAAGUUCUUACAUACAUAGCUAGCACUAUCAACGAACUACCACAAAAAGGCGUGUUACUUAUUUUCAUAUCAGCUGACGGUUACUAUCCUCAACAUAAUACCCACCUAGAAAUCUAUAACUACGAAGUCGGAGGCUUAAUAACAUCAUCCAAAUCGGAUAUAUACAGAGAAACGAAUUCUGCUUACAGUACAUAUAAAAAUAGGCACAUUCUAUAUCCGGGAGAUUUACAACCUUUUACCAGAAAACCAUUAUUUAUUAUAGUGGACUCAGACAAUUCCCACGCGUUUAAGCAAAUUUCCAGGACAUUUGGAUUACCGCUCUUAGUGCUGAUGUCACCGUUGACAUUACCUACCACCUUAAGAGAUCGUAGUAAUCAGGGGAGCCUGUUUACAUUAUUCCUGCACAACUCCAUAGCCGGAUUAUGUAAUUCCUGCGACGUUUACACAAUCAAUUUGGAAACGUGGGAGAAAUGUUCACGUUUGCGUGAUGUUUUUAUGAAAGAAGCCAUACGAUUGCUAAUGAGGACAACAGUAGAUUCAACCUAUCACGAAUACUUUGGUUGUGAAUUUUUACGACUCAUGAUACUGCGUUAUAUUUUCUGCGACUGCACUAUGCGUAUGCAUCGAGCAUUUCGAGCAAGAAAAAAUUUACCGCGUGCCAGCCCAUCAUUACCUACCGAACUUAUCGAACACCGUGACUUGAAAGCUAUUAUUUACGAUAUAGCCACUUGUCUUGGGGUCCGGAAUUACUUCUACGAGCCAACAACACCUGGACCGGCGCACAGAGAUUAA
Messenger RNA from Nymphalis io (European peacock), 1725 nucleotides. RefSeq names its product protein SCAI. Lineage: Eukaryota; Metazoa; Arthropoda; Insecta; Lepidoptera; Nymphalidae. Gene Ontology annotation, cellular component: nucleus. The transcript has 9 exons. The coding region runs from base 4 to 1725 and encodes 573 amino acids. Gene Ontology annotation, biological process: DNA-templated transcription. The record is from RefSeq and is a predicted model, not a curated record. Gene Ontology annotation, molecular function: transcription corepressor activity.